AUGGCGGCCAGCUCGAGGAAGCAAUUCGGCAUCCUGACCACGGAAGAUUUGAGCGCAAUAACGACUGCGCUCAGACAAGAACACUUCAAUGGUCCGGUCGAUACCAUUCCCAGGCUGCCUGACGAGGUCCUUCUUCUGAUUUUCUCUCGGAUCAUCACAAACUGCAUCUACCUGUACCAGGAAGGCUAUCCGGAUAUUUUACGAUCCACUGGAUCCCUUAGACAAGUGUGUCGCCGAUUUCGAAAUCUUGUCGAUGAGCUGAUGCUCAGCACUCCUCUCCGGAGGAUCCUGCUCAUAGGUCCCAUAUCUGGGAACUAUACAGACAUGACGACCAUGUAUCAAGAAUAUCGGAAUAGUCUUUGGACAAGACUCGGCAGACCAAACGCUGGUGUCAUUCCUUUGGGGGCGGUUGUGCACUUCUAUCCGUGCCUUGACGUGAAUGAUUCUGUGAACUGGUUUCGAGACAACAACCUGCUUCUGGAAUUAAAGGACAUCCUCGCGGUGCAGGAAGCCAUCACAGCGCACCAUAUUGCAGCACUUAUUCUUUCUCGGAUCAUGCAAGAGGUCAUUCGCAGACAAUUCCGUGGACACCGUUAUCCCACCCUUGGCCUUGUCUUUCAUGAGGUCGAUGGUUCAUGGUUUCGUGGGAACCACUAUUUUGAAGAGAGACACCGCCAACCCGAUUUCCUACCAUUUUGGGAUUCAAAGGGGAUGCAAUUGAUCCUGAGGGAAUGGCGGUGGAUCUUCCGACGCCCUAACAAGAGUCGCGCUCGCCGUAUUCAAGUUAUCCUCCCGAACGUUGCGUGGGCAACAAAUUCCGCCGUCGAAAAUGAAGCAGAAGCUGCCAAUAUUUGCGUUGCCGAGCUCUACCAAGCUUGGGCAGCAGAGAACGAUGUGGCAGACAUGCAGGUGCAACUUCCAAAUCCUCUUGAAAGCCAGGCUAUUCGCAGAAAUAUUGUCUACCUACCAGGCUUCCCCGGGCCCAUCAGGUUCCCAACAGACUCGCUGUACGCAAGGUGGCUGGGAACGACGACCGAGGAUGCUUUAGAGAUCUUCGCCUUCACAAUUCGUGCGUUAGUGGUUGGGGUCGAGAGAGAUGGCGCAUUAGCUAUUAUCAAGCAGUCCUAUCGGCCACUCUUUGAGUCUAUUGAGUCUGCCGGACAAUCACACACUCAGACUGCGGAUUUGGAGAAGAUGCGGCAGCACCAAGCGGUGCGGCUGACGAGAUAA
This is a messenger RNA of Fonsecaea nubica, 1230 nucleotides long. RefSeq lists its product as hypothetical. NCBI's taxonomy places the organism in Eukaryota, Fungi, Ascomycota, Eurotiomycetes, Chaetothyriales, Herpotrichiellaceae. The coding region runs from base 1 to 1230 and encodes 409 amino acids. The transcript has 2 exons. Gene Ontology annotation, molecular function: protein binding. The record is from RefSeq and is a predicted model, not a curated record.